AUGAACAUCGAACAUCACUUUCUUUGCCCAAAAAAGCUCUUGAAGCUUUGUAACAAAAAGAUUGAUAAGGACGUAAUAAGGAACCUUCAGCUCCUAACAGAGAAGUUUUUAUCGGAUAUAAUUCAUCGAUCUGCGCUUCUGUGCAAGCACAAGGGAAAGAAUAUUGUGGACAAUGGAGAUAUACGAUUUAUUAUUGAAAAGGACUUUGACUACAGUUUUGGAGGAAGAGAGAUUCAAGGCUCUAAAAGCCUCCCGACUAGUGAACAUCUAGAGAGGAUGGCAGAGAUUAGUCGCCAGAAUAAAUAA
Molecule: messenger RNA, 306 nt
Organism: Encephalitozoon intestinalis ATCC 50506
Lineage: Eukaryota; Fungi; Microsporidia; Unikaryonidae
Product: putative transcription initiation factor TFIID subunit TAF12-like protein
Exons: 1
Coding region: 1-306 (101 amino acids)
Molecular function (GO): protein heterodimerization activity
Source: RefSeq, a predicted model, not a curated record